AGGAGCGGGCGGACGGGGCGGGGCCGGCCCGGGCCCACCUGAGCAUGGUGGUUGAAGGGGCAGCCCGGGGAUUCUCGGUUAGGUAACGAAAGGAGCACGCUCCCAUCGAGUUCCCGAAUCGCUGCGGUUGGAAGGGGCCUCUGGAGAUCAUCCAGUCCUAGGCCGCUGCCAAGGCAGGGUCAUCUGGAGCAGGUUACAGAGGAGCGCGUCCAGGUGGGCAUGGAAUGUCUCCAGAGAGGGACACUCCACGGCCUCCCUGGACAGCCUGGGUGCUCGGCCAUCCAUCCUCUGCGUGAAGCUCUUCCUCCUGUUGAGGUGAAACUUUCGCGUUUUAGUUUAAGGCCAUUGCUCCUCAUCCUGUCGCCGGGCACCACCAAAAAGAGUCUGGCACCGAUCCUCUUGGCACCCGCCUUUGAGACGCUGACACGGAUUAACGAGAUGCGCUCUUGAAGGCGGAGCAGGUGCCCAGGGAGGCUGUGAAACCCCCGCGCUCAGGAUGCUCAGCUUGGCUGGGCACUCACCCUAGUUUAGGUGUAUUGAAUAAAAUGCCAUGGGGGAAUUCCAGGAGAUCAGUCGCAGUGUGGUAUGCUGUGUAAAUGCUGCCUGGUCUAAGCUGAAGAGCAGCAGCACAAAUGCUGCUUUCUUUGGGGGCCUCUGUCCUGGGGGACUCCAGAUGCAGCCCCGUGAACUCCUAACUCUGUUCUCCUGGCUGAGUUUGGUUGCAGGGAAACUUUUGAAAGGCAGAGAGUGAUGUUGAAAAGGUCUUGGGAGGUGCUGUAGCUGCAGUGAUAGAUACUUGUGUUUCAGGGUGGUUUUAGAAAGAGAAGUCAUACUUCAUUUGUUAGGGUCUUUAAUGUCAUAAUCCCACACAAACAUCACUAGAUUUCAAUUACACUUUAAAAUAUUUUAUCUUUCUAAUUUCACUUUUAUGGCCCUUAUAUUGAAAAAAAAGAAUGCGCUUAACAGUGAGGUGCAAUUAGUUUUAUCUCUAGUCUGCACCAUAGCUAUAUGACCACCUUCUGGUGUUUACUCAGACUUUGUAACAAACCCUACAGCUCCGAGAAGGUGCUGGGUAGCAUAUUCUGUGUCUCAGAGAGCUAUCAGCAUCUCAUAUAACCAUGGUCAGAGCAUUCUGCAACUGCUCUGCAGUCUUUAAUCAGCCUGCCAAUAUCUGGCACAGUUUUUAACUGUGAAUUCACAUCUAAGUGAUAAUACAAAAUGAUUGGCUUGUUCAGUGUUAGGCAAUAAAUCCAGGAAUAGCAGAUCUUCCAAAUCUCGAUGUCCUGCUUCCUGGAAAACCCUUGCUCUUACAGCUUAUUCUGCACAUUUCUGCAUCUAGCUCUGGUUUAUGUGGACAGCACUGUACAAGGAUAGAAGUGGCAAACUGGAAACUUUUGUUCUACAAUAGCUCAGAGUUAUAGUGAACAUCAUUCACAGUGUCCAAGGGUACCAUUCAAAGACAGUACAUUUUCUGAAUGUGGCUUUUGACAGUUCUGGGGAUUCUCUCCUGGCUGGAGACCGCCAAGGGAAUAUAUAUGUUUUUGACUUGAAUGGGAACAGGUUCAACCUUGUUCAGAGAACAAUGCAGGCGUGCACUGCUUUGGCAUUUAAUCUUCGCAGAAAGACAGAGUUCCUUGUGGCUUUGGCAGAUUAUUCCAUUAAGUGCUUUGAUACAGGAACCCAGGAGCUAGUUAGUUGGAUGAGAGGCCAUGAAUCUUCCGUGUCUUCCAUCUCUGUCCAUGGCUCAGGCAAGUAUGCCAUCACUACUUCCACUGAUACAGCUCAACUGUGGGACUUGGACACCUUUCAAAGAAUAAGAAAGCUGAAUGUUCGUCAGUCUGUGGGUAUACAAAAGGUUUUUUUUCUUCCAUUGAGUAACACCAUUCUCAGCUGUUUCAAAGAUAAUUCUGUUUUUGCAUGGGAAUUCGAUACUCUUCACUGUAAAUACCAGUUAUCAGCUCCUGUAGAAGGUUCUGUAUUAUUUUAUAAGGUGUUUGCUGUUACCAGGGAUGGUCAGACUUUGGCAGCUGGUGGGAAAUCAAAUCAUCUUCACUUAUGGUGUUUGGAAUUAAAGCGGUUGAUAAAAAUAAUCCAGAUGCCAGAGAAAGUGCGAGCUGUCCGUCACCUGGAAUUCCUCCCUGACAGUUUUGAUGGGGGCUCCAAUCAGGUCCUUGGAGUGUUAAGUCAAGAUAAUAUUAUGAGAUUUAUCAAUAUAGAAACGUGCAAACUUCUUUUUGACAUUGGGAGUCCUGAAGAGGGAAUUAGUACAGCUGUGAUUAGCCCAAAUGGACGGUAUAUUGCCUCAGUAAUGGAAAAUGGAAGCCUUAACUUAUACAGUGUCCAAGCUUUGACUCAAGAGGGAAAUAAGCCUCCACCAUUCACGUUCAAAGUUGUCGAAGAUGGGCCCAAGUACACAUCAGAGGCAAAUAAACUGAUCACAAAAGUGACUUCAGAAAGGUCAAAGGGACCAUGGAAAUCCAAACAAAGCAAAAUUCAAAGCAGAUUGCUAAAACUGCAAGCAAAUACAUCACUUGAAAAUAAAGAGAAUGAAUUGCCAGGUGGAUUAAACAAGAAACGUCUGCAGGCCUUAUUGAAAGGAUUUGGAGAAUAUCCAGCUAAGUACAGGAUGUUUGUUUGGCGUUCCUUAUUACAACUUCCUGAAAACCACUUGGCAUUCAGUAGCCUGAUAGAUAGGGGAAUCCACAGUGCAUAUUUAAAUAUUCAGAAAGAGUAUCCUAUCAAAAGUGGGAAACUACUGAGAGUUCUACAGAGGACCUUGUCAGCUCUGGCUCACUGGUCUGCUAUCUUUGCUGAGACACCUUACAUACCUUUGCUAGCAUUCCCAUUUGUAAAAUUAUUCCAGAACAACCAGCUGAUCUGCUUUGAAGUUGUUGCUACAGUAGUAGUUAAUUUUUGUCAACACUGGUUUGAGUACUUUCCCAAUCCUCCAAUUAAUGUCCUUGGUAUAAUGGAAAAUGUUUUGGCACAUCAUGACAAAGAACUACUUCAGCAUUUAAUAAAAUACAAUGUGACUUCACAGGUUUAUGCUUGGCCUCUCCUAGAAACACUGUUAUCUGAGGUUCUAACAAGAGAAGAAUGGCUGAAAGCCUUCGACAAUAUUUUCUCCAACCAUCCUUCAUACUUUCUAAUGAUCGUCGUUGCCUAUGUUAUAUGUUCCAGAGCUGCCUUGCUCCACUGUAAUCAAGCAGCAGAUUUUGAGUAUUUCUUUCAUCAUCGUAACAACGUGGACAUUAAUGUUGUGAUUAAGGAAGCCUAUCAUCUUAUGGAGGCUACACCUCUGGAUAUCCAUCCACAGCAUAUGCUUGAUGACUUCACACCACUUCCAAAAGGACAGUACCCUGUGUUUAAUAAAUAUCCCGUGUUCAUUGUGAAUUAUCAAGCUCAGAAAUGGGAGAAGAUCAGAGAGGAUGAAAUUGAAUACUUGCGAGAGAGACAAUUAGCACAUGAAUCAGAAGCCAAAGCACAGGAACGGAAAGCAGAAGAUGAAGCCUGGUAUCGAAAGCAGAAAUUACUUCAAGAAGCUGAAGAACAGAGACAAAAAAUCCUACUGGAAGAAGAGAAGUUGGCAGAACAAAGGCAGAGGCUUGCUGUGGUGAAAAGAGAACUGAAAGUAAAGGAACUGCAACUUUUAGAUGCUUCAAGAAGGCGUUUUCUGAACUACCAGCAAGAUCAGCUUCAAAUGGAACUGAAAUGUCUCGAUGAUGAAACUGCAAGAAAGGCAUCUAUGAGACAGCAGGAAACAAAUGCUGUCCAAGAUAUAGAACCUGAAUCACAGAAAAAGCUUCUUGAACAGCAUCUAAUCAAAGACCAAGAGGCAGUUACAAAGGAAAUGAAAGAAGAGGUAGAAGCCCAUCAAAGAAAGGUGGAUCUGGAAGAUCAGCGUGUUCGGAGAUUGAUAGAAAUAGAUAAAGAAGAAAUACAGAAAGCUCAUACAGUGGCUGAAGAAAAUCUAGCCAGAGCUGAGCAGAAGCACACUGACACCAGCGGGAGGCUGCAGCCGCAGCGGAGACUCAGGCGCAAUGACCAGGACCGGGAGAAGCGCUACAGAGAGAUUGUCAAGCUCCUGCAUGACAACAGGGUGAAAGAAGCUGAACUGCUGAAGGCCAUGAGGGAGACAGAAGAAAAAAAGCAGGAAGAUGCUGUACAGAAUAAAGCCCAACUGGAGGAAGAGCAGAAGGCGGCUGCUGCUGCAGAUGGGCACAGGAAGCAGUUCUUUGAUGACAAAAUGAAUGAUGAGUUAGAAUUGGCUGAGAAGCUGCAGCGGGAAGAUGGCUGUUUUGAGAGACUGCGCGAUUUAAGGGCCAGGUGUACAGAGAGAGGGGUAGAAGUCCAGCAGGUGCCAGGGUCUGGAAACAUCUGUCUCAGUGAUUUGUCUACAUUAGCAUCAUCACCACACAACAGGAGGCGAGCAGAACUGGCACGCCAGGAGCGCGAGCUGAUGGCAGAAGUCCGGCGGCUCCGACGAAGGCUCACCUCACGGGCCCGAGCCAGGCACCCUCCAGCUCAUUCCCCAGCCACAACGUGGUCACCUUGAGGUGAUUUGCUCUGGACCUUAGCUGCACUUUCAAAUUAUUAAUCAGUGAAAAGCUAAAUAUGUAUAGUGUGAUUCAGGAUGGAUCAUAGACUAAUUAAAGGCUUUUGGAGAUAUUUUUAUAUAAGAAUAAAAUCCUAGCUAGAAAAUAUGUCUUAUGUUUGUAAUCUUCGAGUUAUUUUUUACUUCUAAAAUAAACUCAUUUUUUACCAUUAAGUUA
This is a messenger RNA of Motacilla alba alba, 4772 nucleotides long. RefSeq names its product TBC1 domain family member 31 (gene TBC1D31). Gene Ontology annotation, molecular function: protein binding. The transcript is spliced from 22 exons. The coding region runs from base 1583 to 4555 and encodes 990 amino acids. NCBI's taxonomy places the organism in Eukaryota, Metazoa, Chordata, Aves, Passeriformes, Motacillidae. Gene Ontology annotation, cellular component: centrosome. The record is from RefSeq and is a predicted model, not a curated record.